Anneissia japonica is the source of this 3236-nucleotide messenger RNA. Its product is annotated as macrophage mannose receptor 1-like. The record is from RefSeq and is a predicted model, not a curated record. The transcript has 6 exons. NCBI's taxonomy places the organism in Eukaryota, Metazoa, Echinodermata, Crinoidea, Comatulida, Comatulidae. Bases 34 to 1164 code for a protein of 376 amino acids.
UGACUUUGUGUUUUAUGCCUAAAGGUUUAAACCAUGCUUUUGCAUAUGCUAAUACGUGCUUGUCUUUAUGGGUUCACCUUCCUGUGGAACAUUCUUUGUAUACAAUCCGCAUUUCACUGUCCACCAUCCCUUUGGGAAAUAUGGAAUGACAGAUGCUAUUUGCAAGUUACUACGUCAAUGAGCUGGUUUGCGGCAAGAACAAUCUGUCAACAGAACGGUGGGGAUCUUGUGGUGGUAAGCUCAGGCAGUGAAAAUGAUUUGAUUGCGACAAGACUUCAGGAUUCAGGGGUAAAUGAUAGCGUUUAUGUCGGCCUACAUAAUAACCCAGACUUCAGCAAGUACCGAUGGGUUGGCACUGGAGAAUUUUCAUCUUACUAUAUUGAGUGGGCUAAUGGCCAUCUAGAUACAACGUCGGAGAAGUGUGUUAUUCUUAACCUUAAUCACAGGGAAUUUUACGAAACUGACUGCUACUUGGACCAAUAUGCUUUAUGUGAAACAGCACCAUACGCCCAACGGUGUAUGACGUCAGACUGGAUGCCUUGGAAUCGUAAAUGUUAUAUUUCGCUGCCCGAUCCGUCGACGACUUCAUUCAAUGAAUCGAGGAAACUUUGCAUAGAGAAGGGGGCUGACAUAGUCGUUAUUGAUACAGAAGAAGAGCACCUAAUUGUUAAUGCGUUAGCUACUCCGUACUUGGCAGAAUGUGGCUUCAGGUCCACUUGGAUUGGACUAGUUAGAGACUACAGUACUCAACCUGCUACUAAUUUUAUAUGGGUCAAUGGAAAGCAUCCAGCAUUGGAUCUUUGGUACUCAGGAGAACCCAAUGGAGCAAAUAUAAAUGAAGAUUGUACUUGUACAGAACUUAUUGGCUGGUACGACGUCAAAUGUUCUAGAAAAAACACAUUUCCAAUCUGUGAGAAAGCUGCAGCGAGGAUUUUGUUCAAGAAAAAUGAUGGCUGCUCGACUGAAGUUGUAAUCAUGUCAGUGUGGACGCGAUCCCGAGCCAGAUGUGCUCAUGCAUGUUGGCAGACUACCGGGUGUACGUCGUUUAACUGCAUCAAACAUGCCAAAUUGCAUUUUGAAUGUCAACUGGUGGAAGCAAAAAACAAUGUAGGCCUAUACAAGCAUGAGGAUGAUAAAAUAUGUGCAACUUACAAUAUGUUCUAAAUUACAAAACGCUCAGCACACUUGGCGAUACAGUAUUACAAUAAAUGACACUAUAUUAUUUUCCUAUCGCAAACCGUCAUUAUUAGUUUCAUUAGCGCACAGUUUGCUUUACUUUUUUCGUUUCGUGUGUAAAUAAUCAAAAGAAAUAAAUAUGCUAUGCUAGUGCUUUGCCAUUGGCUUUUGCACCUUGCACUACGACGUGCGCCUGGGGAGAAAGAGGACAGGCACUCACCCAAUCGUUGAUAAUCGAGAACACUACAUUCAUAGAACAAGGUAAAUUAGAACACGAAGAAUGUCAAUUCAAAUUCAAUAUUAAUUAUAAUAAACUACAGAAGCUGAACAUUUAAUAGGAAUAUUAAGACUUAAGGAACGACAAGGAUCGAUUUUAAAUGUAUAGCCUCUCGUAUAAUUUCCUCUGUUGUAUGAUACGCAAACACAUUUACAUUUUUUUACUUACAUGCUGGUAUCAUUACCACAAAACGACAUUAGAGUGUAUUUCCAAUUAGAAACGUACGAUUACAUAUUGGACAUAGAGACCUCAUUAGGUCGAAUUAUUUAGGUACAUCUGUACUCUUCUUCAGCGAGAAACGUUCCCGAAAUAUUUGAUCAAAUAAAGUUAUGUCACUUACAGCAAAUUUUCUAUUUUGAUAUAGAUGGGGUUUUGCAAAUGUUGAUGUUUAAGUUGUGGACAAUUUAAAAAUAUUUCUUAAAUAUAUUAUAGUGUGACUGAACCCGACUGAAUUAUGCUUUUGUCUUCAAAUGCUUUUUGUCCAGUCGUUCUGCUUUAUGUUUGUGUUGUAUAAAUUACCACUUUCAAAGUAUAUAAAUGAGUUUUGAUAAGUAAUAUUAUAAUUGCGGACUGCGAUCGUACAAAAAGGAAAAAAGGGAAUGCCUACAGUAUAUCCAUGUCGGAAAAAUUUUUUUUUUUUUAGAUGUGAAUACCCAAUUAAUUUUUUUCAAUAAGACCCUCGCUAAUUAUAGACAGAAUAUGAUUUAUGCCCAUUUUAUGUUAACGUGGUCGUUGUGUUAUACAGCUUAGACUCCUUUUUGUCAAUAUUAUGUAACUAAUAUUCUUAAGAAUUCUGAUCAUCGUGAUGAGGAUAUGGCCAAGAUUAAAGAUUGUGUGAGGGAAUUUACUCGUACGAAACUUAGUAAUUAUUGUGCUUUAAUCUAAAUCUAUCUCUUAAUUUUCAUGCAAUGUACUUAGAUAAUACUGUUCCAGAGUGUGCAAAGAUUUGCAUUUUCAUGUUUACGAGUUAUAUCUCAUAGUCUCAGAAUUGGGUGUGGAAAAGUACAAACGGAACUGCAUUUGUUAUGUGAAUGCGCCAUGACCGCCCAUAUACGCCAGAACAUGGGUAUAAUUUGUAAUGAUAUUUAUUCUUUAUUAGCAUUGGAGCCUAAAUUAUUAUCUUAAUUUACUUAUGAAAUCUUAAAAGCCAGUGAAAAUUAGUAAAUGUUUAUUACCGUAAGUUAUUAGGAGAACAGUGCAUUAUUUAAGUCUUACCACGCUUGAUAUGUGUUGUAAUGCCAUGUUGGAGGGCGGUUACCCCGAGUUUGUCAAAAAAAACAAAACUAACUAACUAGUCAUAUGCCUUAAAAACAUCAGCAAUAAAUGACAUGUUUUAGAAAUCGAUCAGAUAAAAAUAAAGGUAAGCUAGGUCUCGGCACAAGGCAUGAUAUACAGUAAGCUAGGGCCAAUUAUUUUUCGCUAGGCCUAGCCCAGACAUAGCUAGGCUACGGCCAGGCCCCUCUCUCUUGGAUCCGGGUAAAUCGAUUUGGAUCGCCUCAAUAUGGCUAUUCUUCGGCAAUAGAGCAUUAACAUAGCGACACUGAAGUUUAAAUUUAGGGUCAAGCCAGCUCCACCAAUCAAGACCUCGAAUUUACGUAAACACCAGCGUUGCCAUUUGGCCUUUUUGACGGCCGUAUAAAUCUGGCCGUAUAAAAAUUCGCCUGAGCCGUAACGUUGGAAAAGUCACGGCAAAACUAUAGUUGGCCGAAUUUUGUAAAAAGUUUACAUUUUUUUCAAUGUAGGCCUAAUGUAACGUAGACUUGUUUUGGAUAUGUUGUUUUGU